AUGCCCCGCCUCUGCGCUAUAUGCAGUCUCUGUGCCUCUGCGGAGCCGACUCCGGGCGCGAUGCUGGCGCUGUGGCUGGUGCACUGGGGGCAGAAGCUGCUGAUCUGGGGCGCGAUGGGCGCCUUCUCGGUGGCGGGCGCCACCCUGAUCCUGAACCUUCUGCAGAUGCUGACGAGCUACGCGCGGAAAUGGCAGCAGAUGAGGCCCCUCCCCACGAUACCCGGCGCCUUCCCGUUGGUGGGACACUCGCUGAUGAUGAAGUCGAACGGGAGAGAAUUUUUUCAGCAGAUCAUUCAUUAUACCAAGAAUUACCAACACCAGCCACUACUGAAACUCUGGCUUGGGACCAUGCCAGUAGUGGCCAUUUAUAAAGCAGAAAAUGUGGAGGUAAUUUUAACUAGUUCAAAGCAAAUUGAUAAAUCUUAUAUGUACAAGUUUCUGGAACCGUGGCUUGGCCUAGGACUUCUUACAAGUACUGGAAACAAAUGGCGAUCUAGGAGAAAAAUGUUAACACCCACUUUCCAUUUUACAAUUCUGGAAGAUUUCUUAGAUGUCAUGAAUGAACAAGCAAAUAUAUUGGUCCAUAAGCUUGAAAAACAUGUUAACCAAGGAGCAUUUAACUGCUUUUUUUACAUCACCCUUUGUGCCUUAGAUAUAAUUUGUGAAACAGCUAUGGGGAAGAAUAUUGGUGCUCAAAGUAAUGAUGAUUCCGAGUAUGUCCGUGCAGUUUAUAGAAUGAGUGAUUCGAUACAUCGAAGAAUGAAGGCGCCCUGGCUCUGGCUUGACUUUCUGUUUCUCAUGUGCAAAGAAGGGCGGGAACACAAAAGGAGCCUAGAGGUCCUCCAUAAUUUUACCAAUAAUGUCAUUGCUAAACGGACCAGUGAAAUGAGGAGAGACGAAGAACACAGAAGUGCUGACAAGGACUCUUCAUCUUCCAAAAAUAAACGCAGGGCUUUCCUUGACUUGCUUUUAAAUGUGACUGAUGAUGAAGGGAACACGCUAAGUCAUGAAGAUGUUCGAGAAGAAGUUGACACUUUCAUGUUUGAGGGCCAUGAUACGACAGCGGCGGCAAUAAACUGGUCCUUGUAUCUAUUGGGUUCUUACCCAGAAGUCCAGAAACAAGUGGACAGUGAACUGGAGGAAGUGUUUGGGAAGUCUGAUCGUCCUGCCACCUUAGAGGACCUGAAGAAACUCAAAUACCUGGAAUGUGUCAUUAAAGAAAGCCUUCGCCUUUUUCCUUCUGUUCCUUUAUUCGCUCGUAAUCUUAAUGAAGAUUGUGAAGUUGGGGGUUACAAAAUUGUGAAAGGCUCUCAAGUCAUCAUCAUUCCCUACGCACUGCAUAGAGAUCCAAGAUACUUCCCAAAUCCUGAGGAGUUCCAGCCCAAGAGGUUCUUUCCUGAGAAUCUGCAAGGACGCCAUCCGUACGCAUAUGUGCCCUUCUCUGCGGGACCCAGAAACUGUAUUGGUCAGAAAUUUGCCAUAAUGGAAGAAAAGAGCAUUCUUUCCUGCAUCCUGAGGCAUUUUUGGGUAGAAUCCAACCAGAAAAGAGAAGAACUUGGUCUAGCAGGAGAGCUGAUUCUUCGUCCAACUAAUGGCAUCUGGAUCAAGUUGAAGAGGAGAAAUGCAAAUGAAUCCUAACCGUGUAAUUGGACUGUGCCUUUGUCAUGUAAAAGGUCUUUCUUGAAGGAAACUGGAUUUACAAUUUCUAGGUCGGAGAUCAGUACUCUUAGUCCUUAGACCUCUUUCUUUCUUGUCCUGCUUGCCCUGCAGUCAAGUCCACCAAAGAGUUUUAUAUUUUCUUCACCACCAUAGAUCUUAUCUUUGGUUUUGAUCCCAAAAGUAGAGUUAACUGAUGAUGGCACCCAAGUAAACACAGGACAAGUUUCUCAACAGAGGGAUCCACAACCAACUCAAUUUCAAUUGGCAAAUCCAAAGAUAUAAUUUUAAGUUCCAGAAUUUUUUAAAGGGAUUCUUAUAGACUGGGGAACAUAUAUAUGCAUGUAUACAUAUGCAUUUAAUUUGAAAAGCAUGAGUAAUUAAGUACUUAGGCAUAAGAAGCUUAAGUUUUUAAAUUAUAUAAGUGGCAUCAAUUACAAGAAGAAUUAUUAUUACAGCACUUUUGGGAUUCUACCGCCUGGAGUAAAUAAUUUUUAAGUUGACUCAUAGAUUCUGUUCCUACUUCCCUUUUGACUACGUGCUUAUAGCCAUGACUUCAUUAUUCAUAGUAUCACAACUACCCUUACAUAUCAUAUACAGUUGGGAAAGAUUCCGCUUGGUAAUAUCCAAUCCUACGCAUUGUAUCCAGGUUAAAUAAUGGCUUUUGGAGCAAGAAGGUCCUUAUUGCUUAUCUUGUUGCACUCCCUUUCAUUAGAAGAAGGGAAUGAGAUCAAUGAAAAGGCAAGUUUCUACCCAGAGCCAUGCCACUAUCGGGCGAUAGGGCCGGAAACAGAGAUCUGUAUUCUAUAUCUCACCAGGCCCAAUGCGAUAGACUUCACUAUGUCUGCUUUUACUUUAUGGAACUCAGUUCUAUAACUAGGUGUGUCAUUAGAACACAGGUUUUCGGGGCGCCUAGGUGGCUCAGUGGGUUAAAGCCUCUGC
Enhydra lutris kenyoni (northern sea otter) is the source of this 2598-nucleotide messenger RNA. RefSeq names its product cytochrome P450 4V2. Bases 1 to 1638 code for a protein of 545 amino acids. The record is from RefSeq and is a predicted model, not a curated record. NCBI's taxonomy places the organism in Eukaryota, Metazoa, Chordata, Mammalia, Carnivora, Mustelidae. The transcript has 11 exons. Gene Ontology annotation, molecular function: heme binding; iron ion binding; monooxygenase activity.